CUACCCCCGGCCCAGGAACAGAACCCCCAGUUCAUAUAAUCAUCUCUGUCCAUGCAGGGCACCUUCUUCCUCUUUCCUACCAGCGCCAGAGCAUCUCCCCAUGCCUAUUUACUGAUUCCUUUUCUUUUUCACUCUACAAUAUACUAUUCCAGAAAAGAUUUCUUUUUUUUUUCCCUUCUGAUUUGGUUUCUCCCAGAAAAGAUGAAAGCUUUCAUGCUGGGUGGUGGGAAAUGGAGCCUCCCAAGUGUUUCGGAUCUGGAGAUACCCGGGUCAAGAUUUCCCGGUGGGAAAGUAAACGCCGGAGAUGGCUGCGGGUUUCCGGCGUUUCUCCCCAGAGAGGUUCGUGACAUUAAAGACCCAUCUGCUCGGAGUUUGGCUCGGAGAAUCCAAAGGCUUCCAGUUCCGAGUACCAAGUUUGGGACAUCAGAGAGCUCUAUAAUGAGCAGUUGUGUAAAGCCUGUUGUAAGGAGUGAGAAGGGGCCGGUUGUCCUUCUUCACGGUUUUGACAGCUCAUGCUUGGAGUGGAGGUACACAUAUCCCCUACUUGAGGAUGCUGGCCUUGAGGCUUGGGCUAUAGAUAUUCUUGGAUGGGGAUUCUCUGAUUUAGAAAGAUGCCCACCCUGUGAUGCUGCAUCUAAAAGACACCACCUUUACCAGCUAUGGAAGUCUUAUAUUAAAAGGCCUAUGAUUUUAGUGGGACCAAGCCUCGGUGCAGCAGUUGCUAUCGACUUUGCAGUGCAUUAUCCAGAAGCAGUUCAUAAACUGGUUCUGAUAAAUGCAAGCGUUUAUGGGAAAGGUACUGAGCGCAUGAGAAAGCUGCCUAGAAUGGUGGCCUAUGGAGGGGUCUUUUUACUGAAGAGCAUCCCGUUGCGGACCUACGCUAUGUUACAGUGUUUUGAGGGCUUAUCUCUAGCCACUACCUUGGAUUGGACCAAGGUGGCACGGCUGCAUUGCCUCUUACCUUGGUGGGAAGAUUGCACGGUUAGUUUUAUGCUGAAUGGCGGGUAUAACGUCGUUGAUCAAAUUAAAAAGGUGAACAAAAGAACGUUAGUCAUUAUGGGCAUGCGCGAUAAGUUAAUCAGCAAUGAACUUGCAAUGAGAUUGUGCAGAGAGCUUCCAAAUGCCAUAAGCCAUCAGAUUCCAAAUGGUGGACAUAUCCCUCAUGUUGAGGAACCGCAUGUCGCCGCAAAGUUGAUUGUUGAUUUCGCUCGAGAUGGUUGCCCUUCAGAGGAGGGAGGGAGUUCAGUGUGUGAGCUAAAUAUAUGAUGGUGGUGGUGGUGAUCCAUGGUGAAACACUGCAUAUCAUUUUGAGCCAUUGAGAGGGAAUGUUGUGUUCUUCCUCUGUCUCUCUCAUCCAAAUCUGAACAUGAAUAGCACAUUUCAUUGUCUGUGUGGUGUUUUCACUUCU
Messenger RNA from Cuscuta campestris, 1408 nucleotides. The record is from the annotation of a GenBank genome assembly. Lineage: Eukaryota; Viridiplantae; Streptophyta; Magnoliopsida; Solanales; Convolvulaceae.